This is a messenger RNA of Molossus molossus (Pallas's mastiff bat), 1057 nucleotides long. RefSeq names its product transmembrane protein 216 (gene TMEM216). NCBI's taxonomy places the organism in Eukaryota, Metazoa, Chordata, Mammalia, Chiroptera, Molossidae. The transcript is spliced from 5 exons. The coding region runs from base 226 to 489 and encodes 87 amino acids. Gene Ontology annotation, cellular component: ciliary transition zone. The record is from RefSeq and is a predicted model, not a curated record. Gene Ontology annotation, biological process: non-motile cilium assembly.
GCUCCGGGAGCGGCUGCAGCCGCGUACGCAGUUUCCAUGGGGACUGAGGAUGGCGCCGCGAGGUGAGAUUCUGGAGGUAAACGGUUGUCCUCCACCCCCCUGGAAAUCCUGUUCUUUCUGAACGGGUGGUAUUAUGCUACCUAUUUCCUACUGGAACUGUUCAUAUUUCUGUAUAAAGGUCUCCUGCUACCAUAUCCAAUAGCCAACCUAGUACUCGAUGUGGUGAUGCUCCUCCUUUACCUCGGAAUUGAAGUGAUUCGACUCUUUUUUGGUACAAAGGGAAACCUCUGCCAACGAAAGAUGCCACUUGCUAUUAGUGUGGCCUUGACCUUCCCAUCUGCCGUGAUGGCCUCCUAUUACCUGCUGCUGCAGACCUACGUGCUUCGCCUGGAAGCCAUCAUGAACGGCAUCUUGCUCUUCUUCUGUGGCUCAGAGCUGCUGCUUGAGGUGCUCACCCUGGUCGCUUUCUCCAGUAUGGACAAGAUUUGAAGUACAGAAAUGUCAGCCAGCAGCCCUCUGUGGCUGAGACCACUCAUACUUCUGGUACUUUAGCCACACCAGUGAGAAAUCUGGGUCACCUGGUCCUGGGGGAAGUUGCAGCUUUUCCUCAGCACAGAUGUUUUGGGCAACAACCCAAGCGUAAGGCCACCGGGCACCAUCUUCUAAAUAGGACCAUCAGCCUGAGAGACUCUUCUACACUCCAGUAUAGGGAGGGGCACGGCUGUCCCCCUCCUGGCCAUUCUCAGAACCCAUUCCCUGCUGACCUCAGUUCUCCUCUUUGAUCAUCGUGGCCAGAGCAUCUGUGUGGACCAUGUGGGCGCCUUGGGCUCCCGGCAGGACCUGAGCCACACCCCCUGUACCCCGUACACGCUGUGCCACACCUGUCACGCAGGAGCACCGAAAGCCUUGGGAUGCUGUGCUCCGAGUGAUGCAAACGCCGCAUACCCUUACUCUUCAGAGACUGAGCUCCAGUACUUUUUUAGUAACUCAUAGUGUUAUUUUCCUAUUCUCAUCAUGAAACAGACAUUAUUUUGUAAUAAAUAUAUAUUUUCUGUUG